Molecule: messenger RNA, 2967 nt
Organism: Adineta ricciae
Lineage: Eukaryota; Metazoa; Rotifera; Eurotatoria; Adinetida; Adinetidae
Source: the annotation of a GenBank genome assembly
AUGGACCGCAUCGCAUUCGAAAAAGAUCUUAUUGCAAUUUUACUUGUCGUGGAGAGUGCACAUGAUAAAAAUAAACUUUUGUAUAAAUAUGAACAAGCGAAUACGAAUAUACGGGAACCCGAACCAGUUAAUUUCCAUACAAGCUAUUCAAUUGUCAUUGCUAAAGAUUUCGAUCCGCCGAGCGUGAAAGAUGAUGAUGCACCUCGAACAACAUUUCAAAAUUUCGAUGAAACAACUAUUGCAAUUUUAACAAGUCCGAAUAGUUAUGGAAGUCAUGUGGAAGUUCAAGUCGAUGAUGUCAUUUUUGUUGGCCAUACCCUUGGCUUAGAACAAAGUACAGAUCUGAAAUCAUUCGCUAUUUUCUUCGUUCUACGAGCUAUUGCAAAAGCAUCAGUUAUCAUAUCCUAUCAAGAAAUGAGUCAACGUAUUGGAACAGCUAUUCGUUGUGAAGAGCAGCGUGUGCACUAUUUGAAAAACGAAUAUGAUAAAUUAUUAACGUUUAUUCAACCACAUGAGAUCGCAGCAUCCGAUUCUUCAAAUCGACGGCAAAACGAAGACGAUAAAGCGAGAGAAAUCAGAGAACAAGCUUAUUCAACGAUGGCUGAAGAAAGUCAACUAGCAGCAACAUUAAAACAAAUCUUUACUGAUUUACAAGUUUCCGGUGAAAUUAACAUAACAAUUAAUAAUUGGUUGAAUGUUUCUUGUUGUCUACCACAUCGAUCUAUUGCUUUAAACUGUUCAUUAGAACCAGAUUUCGCGUUUAAUGUCCUUUCAAAUGCCGAGCAAAUUCUGAAACCAUACUAUGGCAUAUUACUUGUUAUUGAUCCAUCAGCUUUACUUGCUUCGCUACCAAUAGAUAGUUCAUCGACACUGAGUACACUCGUUCGACAUUUACGUUCAUCAUAUUCAAUGUCUCGAUUAUCACUCGAAACGGGUCUUCCGCUCCCUCAAAUCUAUCGUCUUGCAUCUCAUUUGCUAUAUUGGGGCCGAGCUAAACUUAUCUAUCCGAUCUAUGAUGAUAAUGUUUAUAUAAUCUCACCCGAUGCAGAUAUAUCAAAGCACGGUUCUUUAUCUAAACUUUACAAAGAAACAUUUCGAAAUACGACGAAUUACCCAACAUUACAGGAAGCAUUAGCCGAAUAUUCCGAUGCCGUACCCUUCUAUGAUCAUACAAAUCGUAGUGAUAAUGAUUCUGAAUUGCAAGAACGCCUUCAAUGUGUUGAAUGGUUACUUCGUCAUCGUCUACUUGUCCAGGUUCACUAUUACUACUACCUUGUUUUACCGAAUGAUAAUCGAAGCGAUUUCAAAGACGAAUAUAAACAAACACGUUUGCCGCGACCACGUGUACCCCUUGUGAGACUUUUGUCUGAAGUGCCAACUUUGCCUUCAUCGCCGUCGACCAAUCAAUUCUCGUACUCAUCCACUCAUCAUUCCAGAUCAACAGAUACAUUGAAAACAAUGACGGGCACCAGCCAAGAUGACGUGUUUGCUUCAAGUUCAGUCAAUAGUAAUACCACGACAGAUACCGGUCGUUAUGCUUCACAUUAUCUUACAAAAGUAUCACAAGCACUACCAAAUGAACAACUUGAAUAUCAAAAGAGUCUUGCGAUUGCCAUCAAAGAUGCAAAAGAACAACAUGUGACUGAUUUUCUCCGAUUGAUUAAAUAUUUUAACGGAACUUAUCAUCUCGAAGAAAUCACAAUUAUGGAAAAUAUGACGCGUUUACAAUUUGAUUUCACUUGUGCUUCAUGUGAUACUUAUAAUCAGAUAGCUAAGGAAGGUGGUGUGUUCGAACGUAAAAUUGAACAUGUUCCUUCGUCAGUACAAGGCAAACGCCGACGAGAUGAUUACCAUUCUGUUGACUCACAGAAUAAGUAUAGACAACAUUCGGAUGGUAGUCGUUUUGCUACGACAACUACAGAACAAGAUGCGUUACCUGUUCCAUUUUGGAAACAUAUCAAUCGUGGACAAAUUGCAUUUGAAACUCGUGACGUCGGUUGUUUUUCGUUACUCAAUCGAGCAGAUGAUAAAGAAUGUUUCGAUGACAAACGAUAUCUUCGUGUGUACAAAUAUCCACUUCAGACAUUGAACGUCAAUUUCGAUUUGAAAAUUGGCGAAGCUGAUUUUGUUACUGAAGGUCAAAGUAAAAAUAUCAAUGCCAUGCUUUGGUGGUUGUUGCAACGUAAACAAGAUAUUUACAAAAACAAUCGAUUUACUUUCGAUUUUUUGUCAUGGCGCGGUGUUCUUCGUCUAAUCAUGUUCUCAAUAUUUGAAAAACAGUCCGACUGGUUAUUAGCAGUUGUGAAGUUUAAAAAUGCAUAUUUUCUGUGUGAGUAUGUCACGGAAAAGCAAUUGAAAGAGGAAGAAAAUAUGACACCGGAACAUCGAUCGUUCUGCUAUUACGGGCAUAAAUUUGAAGAGUAUGUCACUAAGAAUAAUCUUUCUACGGAAACACUCAAUCCUUCGAAACAAUUCUCGGGAGUGUUUCAAUCAACUAUAGGUUCCUAUCGGUUGUUAUACGGUGCUGAAAUGGAUUGUGUGAUCGAACAAUCAUCAUCUGUAACUGAACACAUCGAACUUAAAGUUUGUGCUGGAAAAACACUUGAUGAUUUACCAUUUCGUUAUAAUCGUAAAUUCGCUAAAUGGUGGAUUCAAUGUUUUCUUGUUGGUAUCAAAAUGAUGAUCAUUGGUUUACGUGAUAAUAAUGGUAUUGUGAAUACUGUUUGUCCAUUGGAUAUCUCUUCGAUCGAACGAGCAGCAGAAACGUGGAAUCGUUCAUCGUUUUUUAAUUUCUUUCUGAUUUUUGCGGAUUUUCUCCGGAAACACGUCAUCACCGAUUAUACACACGAUUAUAAAGACGUUGUCUUAUUUCGUUUUCUCCCAUCGUUACAAAAAAUAACUGUCGAACAAUCUUCGGAUUCAAAAUAUCAUUUUAUUCCUGAUUGGUUUUCCAAAGAAUUUCUCUAG